AUGGAAAAGGAUUCGCUCUGUGGCAGCAAAUAUUUGCUGCUGAUCAUCGACGAAGCCAGUGGAUGCAUGAAGGGCUUUUGUCUACGAGUGAAGUCCGAGAGUGAAGACUACAUCCGGAAAUAUAUCACCAUGGUACAGACGCAAUUCUGUAAGAAGGUCAAGUUCGUGCGACACGACGGAGCUCGCGAGUUUGCAACCAACUCGCUUCAACUGUUCUACGAAGACGAAGGAAUUGAACAGCAGACAACGGUGCCGUAUGCACAUCAACAUUUGAAGCAGCAGUAA
Messenger RNA from Peronospora matthiolae, 285 nucleotides. NCBI's taxonomy places the organism in Eukaryota, Oomycota, Peronosporomycetes, Peronosporales, Peronosporaceae. The record is from the annotation of a GenBank genome assembly.